CAAUUCAAUGCAAUGACAAGCUUAGCGGUGGAUGUAGGAACUAGGAACCAUGUCCCAGAAAUCUGCUUCAUUGUUCAAAACAAUGAAUAACAUUACAGCAAACUCCUCCUUCAUCUUCUAAUUCUAUUCCAAUUCCUUUGAUCUUUUUAUCCUUACCAGUUCCCAAUUCCCAGAAAUCCAAGCACCUAAUUCAUAACCAAUGCCGCCAUUUUCUUCGACCUCGAAGGCGGUCGGAUCCCUAAUAUCCCGUAGAAUUAGGAUUACCCAUUUCGUUAGAAACGCCAACAACGGUGGUUGUUCCCGGAGCUCCGAUCAAAUCCGAUGUGUUUCAACCAUUUCCGGCACCGAAACCCUAUCGUCUCACCCGUUACUCGCUUCACCCAAGGAGGAUUCUUUUGUACCAUCAAACAAAAUUUCCGAUCGUUACACUCUCCAAAAGAGACGAUUUUUAGGUUGCAGCGACGGUGAAGAAGGCGGCGCUUUAUCAAAAGUCCACGAGGAAAAGAUUAUUGUGGGUUACUCGCCGGAGCAGUUAUUCGAUGUGGUUGCAGCUGUUGAUUUAUACCAUGGAUUUGUUCCUUGGUGUCAACGGUCUGAUAUUGUUAAACAGUAUCCCAAUGGAUCGUUCGAUGCUGAAUUAGAGAUUGGCUUUAAGUUUCUCGUCGAGAGUUAUGUUUCUCGUGUGGAAUUAAGCAGACCGAAGUUCGUAAAGUCUACUGUAUCGGAAAGUACCCUUUUCGAUCAUUUGAUAAACAUAUGGGAAUUCAAUCCCGGACCAGUUCUAGGAACUUGCAAUCUUCACUUUCUCGUGGACUUUAAGUUCCAGUCACCGCUUUACCGGCAGGUGGCAUCCAUGUUUUUUAAGGAAGUUGUGUCUCGAUUGGUCAGCUCAUUUAGCGAACGUUGCCGGUUGAUAUACGGCCCUGCCAUUCCGGUCCUCGAAAACUCCUACGGAGAAAGGACAUGAACUUUUGUGUUCGGAAAGUAGCCUCGGAAAUGCUAUAGAUGGGGAACUCUAGAUUCCAAUAAUUGAUUAUAUGAUUAUGAGAAUAUGAUGUGAUUAUGAGUAUAGAUAUGGGUAUACCAUGAGUAAUUAAAUUAUCAUAUAUAAUAGAAGAUUUUGUAUUAGGAGUCGGAUCGUAUUUUGUCUUCUCUAUUAAAAAAAGACAAAUUAAUUAUUACACAUUAGAUUAAAUAAGAAAUUGGCAUUUUUGUGUUGUUAAA
Molecule: messenger RNA, 1224 nt
Organism: Gossypium raimondii (Peruvian cotton)
Lineage: Eukaryota; Viridiplantae; Streptophyta; Magnoliopsida; Malvales; Malvaceae
Exons: 4
Coding region: 200-967 (255 amino acids)
Biological process (GO): cellular respiration; ubiquinone biosynthetic process
Molecular function (GO): ubiquinone binding
Source: RefSeq, a predicted model, not a curated record